AUGAGGCGCCCCGGCCGCUCAGAUCCGGUGCGGGCGGAGCUGCGGCCGGACCGGGCUGGCACCGGCACAGCCCCGGCCCCGCGGGAUCCCGCUCCGCCUCUGCCCCGGUACCGGCCCGGGGUCCCGGCCAUGCCCGGCUCCCGCUGCCCGGCGCUGCCGGUCCUGCGCUGGCUCCCGCGGUAUUCCCGGGCCUGGCUGCCGCUGGACGUGCUGGCGGGGCUGGCCGUGGGACUGACCACCGUGCCCCAGGCGCUGGCCUACGCCGAGCUGGCCGGGCUGCCGCUGCAGUACGGCCUCUAUUCCUCCUUCAUGGGCUGCUUCGUCUACUGCUUCCUGGGCACGGCCAAGGACGUGACGCUGGGUCCCACGGCCAUCAUGUCCCUGCUGGUCUCCUCAUACGCCUUCCACGAGCCCGUCCAUGCCGUUCUCCUCGCCUUCCUCUCUGGCUGCAUUCAGCUGGCCAUGGGGCUCCUGCACCUCGGAUUCCUUCUGGAUUUCAUUUCCUGCCCUGUCAUUAAAGGGUUUACAUCAGCUGCUUCUGUCACCAUUAGCUUCAACCAGAUCAAGAACAUCCUGGGGCUGCAGGGGAUCCCGAGGCAGUUCUUCCUGCAGGUCUAUGAGACGCUGCAGAGGAUCGGGGAGACCAGGGCUGGGGACGCUGUGCUGGGGCUGAGCUGCCUGGCUGCGCUGGCAGGGCUCCGGGCCAUGAAGAGCCACCUGCCUCGAGCCUCCCCUGCAGAGCCACUGGCUGUCAGGAUCAGCUACCUGAUUGUGUGGAUCUGUGCCACAGCACGCAAUGCUCUCGUUGUCCUGUUUGCCGGCCUGGUGGCUUACUCCUUCCAGGUGAUGGGCUCCCAGCCCUUCCGGCUCACUGGCAGCAUCCCGCAGGGCCUCCCCGCCUUCCGGCCGCCACGCUUCUCCCUGGCAGCGCCCAACGGCACCGUCCCCUUCCAGAGCAUGCUGCAGGACAUGGGGGUCGGGCUGGCCGUGGUGCCGCUCAUGGGGCUGCUGGAGACCGUGGCCAUCGCCAAGGCUUUCGCCUCGCAGAAUGGUUACAGGAUUGACCCCAACCAGGAGCUGCUGGCUCUGGGCGUCGCCAAUGUCCUGGGCUCCUUCGUCUCCUCCUAUCCCAUCACGGGCAGCUUUGGCCGGACGGCGGUGAAUGCUCAGUCAGGGGUCUGCACCCCCGCGGGAGGGCUCGUCACAGGUGCCCUGGUCCUGCUGUCCCUGGCGUACUUCACCUCUCUCUUCUAUUACAUCCCCAAAGCGGCGCUGGCCGCUGUCAUCAUCUCGGCCGUGGUGCCCAUGUUCGACGCUGGCAUCUUCCGCACGCUCUGGCGGGUUAAGAGGCUGGACCUUGUGCCCCUCUGUGUAACAUUCCUGCUCUGCUUCUGGGAGGUUCAGUAUGGAAUCGUGGCUGGGGUGCUGGUUUCUGGGAUUCUCCUGCUCUACUCCCUUGCCAGGCCCCCAAUAAAGGUGUCGGAGGGGGCGGUGCUGCUGGUCCAGCCGGGGAGCAGCCUGCACUUCCCAGCCGUGGAGCACCUGCGGGACUCGGUGUGCAGCCGUGCUCUGGCAGCAUCUCCACCACGCUCCGUCAUCCUGGACUGUAGCCACAUCAGCAGCGUUGAUUACACGGUGGUGGUGGGGCUGGCAGAGCUGCUGCAGGAGCUGCGCAGGCACGGCCUCUCGCUGGCCUUCUGUGGCCUGAAGGACCCUGUUCUCCAAGUCCUCCUGUCUGCAGACUUAGAAGGAUUCCAGCAUUUCCCCAGCUGGGAGGAGGCAGAGCGGAGCAGGGGAGCGGAGCUGGGGGGCAGCUGGCAGAGCCCUUCACCAGCACUGCCGAGAGCACCGGGCUCAUCCAGUGACACGAGCUUGGGCUGAAUGUGCUGGGACACCCCAGGGACACCAACAACACUCCGUGGGAACCACCUGCCCCAGCCAGGCCUCCUGGACACCGAGAGCAGCGCCAGCCCAACCCCACACGGGCGGGGGGACAAAACUGUGCCCUCUCACAGUGACCAGUGCAAAGCCCUCCUUCCUCCAGGGAGCUGCUGCUGUUUUUUAAAGAACUGUUUUAAUUCUGGACCCUUUUCAUGCUCUGGGCCGCUCCAGUGAUGACUCAGCGCGAGCUUUCGUCAAACUUAUUUCAGGGCUGCUCGUGCUGCCCUCCAUGUGGACAUGGGGGCUCAGCCUCCGGCUGCUGGGAGAGGGAAAACAACUGGGAUUGUGCUCCCCACUGAUUUUUAUCCUUACUUAUUCUUAUCUUUUUUAUCCUUGUCUGUGGGGUGUUGUGCCAAACCGUGUCCAGGCUCAGGGCUGGGCUGUCACCCUGGGGUGCAGCCCCUGGCGUGGGCCCUGCCGAGGGGACAGGCACGGUGGCACCAGGCUGUGCCCAGCUGUGCCAUGGGGCCAGCACCUGCUGGGCAAUUCAGUUCCCCUGAACAGCCCUCGGGCGACGGCGAGGGUGUAAUAAAUGAGAAAUUGCUAAUGA
This is a messenger RNA of Pseudopodoces humilis (Tibetan ground-tit), 2491 nucleotides long. RefSeq names its product solute carrier family 26 member 11 (gene SLC26A11). NCBI's taxonomy places the organism in Eukaryota, Metazoa, Chordata, Aves, Passeriformes, Paridae. Gene Ontology annotation, biological process: transmembrane transport. Gene Ontology annotation, cellular component: membrane. The record is from RefSeq and is a predicted model, not a curated record.